Messenger RNA from Penicillium subrubescens, 615 nucleotides. RefSeq lists its product as uncharacterized. The record is from RefSeq and is a predicted model, not a curated record. The transcript is spliced from 2 exons. NCBI's taxonomy places the organism in Eukaryota, Fungi, Ascomycota, Eurotiomycetes, Eurotiales, Aspergillaceae. Bases 26 to 406 code for a protein of 126 amino acids.
UCUCACGCGAACGAUACCUGAAACAAUGUCCCUACACAACAUCGGUCUCCGUAUGGGUGGCGCAUCGAGCGCUGUAUUUGCCGCCCAAGGUGUUUUUCUUCUGGGAAAUGCCGCCUACACCAUCCUCUAUCCCUCCUCCGCAGCCAACUUCCCUGGCUCUUCGCUCAAAGGAACUCCCAACGGCACGGUUCAAUGCAUCGGCCUCACCUCUCUUGCUUUGGGGACAUACUAUCUGAUAUCAACCUACCAGCGGGAUACUCUCAUUAUGGCUUCUUCCGUGCCCUCUCGCCUCGUGGCUGCGUUUGUGAUGCAUCGAGCCGGUGGAAGCUGGGUUCAGGUUGCAGCUUUUGAAACCUCAAUGGCAAUAGUGGCUAGUGCAGCACUUAUUUGGGAUCGGUAUAUGUAGGACUGCGGGGUACCGGCAGUUUUAUUUCCGAUUUUUCGCCAUCGGAGGAAACGCUUGGGGUGUGUAUGUAUAAUAUAUUGAGGAUAAUGGCACUGUCCUCUCGGAAAUCGAAUUCAAGAUUACCCGCAACAAGAAGGAAUGCGCACUACCCAGGUUAAAGCUAACCAGGACGAUGAAGCGGGUGCACGAGCGACGAGCGUGGAACAGGC